This is a messenger RNA of Ciona intestinalis (vase tunicate), 1806 nucleotides long. The record is from RefSeq and is a predicted model, not a curated record. Lineage: Eukaryota; Metazoa; Chordata; Ascidiacea; Phlebobranchia; Cionidae.
AUUUUUUAAGCAAUAUUUCAAAUUUCUUAUUUUUGACAGCGAUUUUGGUAGGGUGCUUUUUUUAAAGGGUAGUACAGGAUUGCCAAAAUGAACACACAAUUGGUAGCAUGCGUUUUGUUUGUUUUCGUGUUCAAAAACGUUGAAUCAAUCUGUGCACCGAAUAAUGUAUGCCGAACGCAACGAGGCACAAUAUUCCAGACAAACAGACUGAUAACCAAUCGUGAACGAAGCGACAACAGGGGCAGGGCUUGGUAUAUACAAGCUAACCCUAACCCAUCAAACUUUAUUAUGGCUUUCAAGAAUUUCAACGCCACUGUACACUCACCUGUGAUGCUUAUUACAUAUUACAACAGAACAAGCAAAACGGUGCAAUACCUAUAUGGCCCAUUGGGUGACUUUGAAAUUGUGAAACAAAAUGCUAUGACAAUUAUAAUAUAUGUUCCAAUUCGCUCAAGGAAUCCACCUGAGUUUCUAAUGCAUUACUAUAGUGGUUGUGAUAUUUUGACAACGACACAAAACCAGUUCGUUUACCCUCCAACGAGAGAAGCCAAUAUUACAAACACAGCAGCAAAAUGCUGGAUUAUACAUCCAUUUAAUACAAGAGCACGGGAAAGAAUUUAUUUUAGCUUCAGGAAUGUUCUUUUGGACCAUGGCCAAAAAGUGCAGAUGUGGGAUUUACAUACGUCUGGUUUUCUCGGGGAAUUAACGGGUGUGACUUCUCACCACUUGAUGGCAUCAGAGUCAUACCCGUCACAAUUGGUCAUGGUUGAGUUGGUUUGCGUAUCGACCAAUUGCAACAUGCAGAAGACGCAAAUGGCCGUCAACUACUACGGAAUGAACCAUACAGACGUAAACUGCAUUCAUAAUCAAAUGAGAUGUACAUUUGAAAAUGGGACCCUACCACAAAGUUACUGUAAUGAACUUGAAUGUCCGGCAUUAGAUAAUAUGCUCACUGAAGAAUAUGGCUUGGAGUCAAAUGAGCCGGUAUCAAGGUCUGGUGCUGUUACUACAAAUAGCAGUGGUAUGAGAAUAAGCAAAGGGUGCAGAGGUGGGGUACGCUACUGCCGUUGCCCCAAAAAAGUCAACCUGCUGUCAUUCUGCCUUCCGAAAAUCAAAUGCCCAAAAUUGAGGCAAUGUCGCAACAAAUGUAGGACAGCCAAGGAGAUGUGCAGAAGUAUAUUUACAAACGAGGCUAUUAAAUUAGUAUAGGGUGCCAAUAUGUGUGCGUCACUGCAUGAAAAUGAAAAUCAUGUGCGCAAGUAUGCGGCGAUUACCACCACAAUUUCGGUUCCAAAUUUUACUGUAAAAAUCAAAAAUUUUUGCUUAUUAUUUAAAAAUAGAAUCUAAACACAAAUAAAAGCAUUUGAUUUUUUUUGUUUUUUUGUAAGUUUGUAUAUUUUUUCACGAUUUUUGACAUUUUGAAAUUUUGACAAUUUUAUUUUUGAAGUAAGGCUUUUUGAUUAAAGAUUUAAAACGCUUUUUUUGUGGUUAGAUUUAUUUUAAAGACGUUUUUAACAAUUAAACUGUUAAAAAAAACCCACACACUGCCAAUUUCACAAAAUCCAAUAAUUUAUUUGUUUGUAGCUGUUACCAUGUGUGUCUGUUGUAAACUGUUUGUUUUUUAUGUAAUUUUUAAAAUUUUAGCAGGUAUUUGUUGGGCGUUUGUAUGUUUUUCUCUGCAUAUAUGCUGCUAAAAUAAUUGUAAAUACAAUCAUAUACUUUUGCUUUUGAACCAAAAAUUGUGCGCUACCGUUUUGCUGCUAUUUUUGCUCAUAUUAAAAAAUAAACGCUUUCUACAAGUUAAAA